Messenger RNA from Coccidioides immitis RS, 2076 nucleotides. RefSeq lists its product as uncharacterized. Lineage: Eukaryota; Fungi; Ascomycota; Eurotiomycetes; Onygenales; Onygenaceae. The transcript has 7 exons. The record is from RefSeq and is a predicted model, not a curated record. Bases 52 to 2076 code for a protein of 674 amino acids.
AAAAGAUGCUCGUCGCACUGUGCACAACUUCCAUGGGAGACUCUGUGUAAAAUGGCAAAAGAGCGUACGAUUGCCAGCUACUUCAAGACCUCCACAGGUGCAUCCAAAGCUGCCGAUAAAGAUGACACUCCAAGCCCACCCUCCUCCCCGCUCAGCCCUUGUCCAUCGAAUAUCUCCUCACAGACCUUCUCGUCGCCCACGAAGCCGCCGCCGCCACGGCAAAGUCCGCUGAAGAAUACACUUACCUCGCGGCUUUCACUCUCAAACGAUGGGCCCACUAUCUGCAACCCAAAACCACCCCCUUCAUCACAGCACACGUCUUUUGGGACAAGCUUCGGGAGCUCUCAGCGAGUGGUCAAGGAUGGUCAGGUUGUUGUGACCGGUACUGAUGGAGAAGAUACUGAAUCCAUCUAUUCCUUCGGGUCUGAUGAUGACCUCUGCCGAAAACUUCUGGGCUCGGGAAGUCCGUUGCGUCCCUCUGAAAAGAAGGGAACCAGCAAAAUACCUACGACACCGCCCGGAUAUAAGUUCUCCCUAGAAGAUUUGGUUACCCACGCCGUAGACGAUAGGGAAACUGAAGCCAAUAUAUCAAGAUUGAGACUCUCUUUUAAAGGCCCGGGAGAGAACAGUGGCACAAGCAAGGUCAAUAGAACCCCAAAGCAACGAAGCAGGAUGUUUCGCGAUAGUGUUUUGGCGUCGGCCGUCGGCGAAGAUACAAACACGGAGACAAUGCAACGGCUAAAAGCCGCAGUUGAUAGGACAGAAGCAGUGGACCAAGGGAAGACCUGGUCUUUUUUCGAGGACACAAUCUCGUCUGUGCCUCCACCGAAAUUUCCUGAAAAGUCAGUUGCUCCAGGUUCCUGGGAGUCCGUUCUAACAGGCGAGUAUCUCCCUGAGACGCGCGAGAGGGCGUUUUUCUCUGGUUUAGUCGGAGAAUCAUUAUCCGGCAACACGCUUCCUGACGAAAUUUUUAUCUGGAUCUUUCAUGCCUGUACAACUGAACCUCGCAAUGAGGUCCGAUUCGCUUACUGCAGUGCCAUCAAAGUGGCGCCGGCAAAACGCGUAUCGUCUCUUAUACAUUCCACUCAUAUUGAACAGUUGUUCCGCAAUCUAGGAGCCCGGCAAGAUGCACUCUCAAUUCAAGAUGUCGUCAUGCCCGAUUUCCAUGCUUUAAGCCGUCCCAAGCCGAAGGACUAUAAAUAUCUCUUGUCUGCUCUCGAUGUUAUAGAAGGUAUAGCAUCAAAGCUAAAUAACGAUGCGCGCGAUUAUGCUUUGAAAGUCGCUCUGCGCCUCACACUUGAUGAAACCUCUAUGCGCGAUUGCUUUGUGUCCACAGCAACUCAACGAGCAAUAACAUCUCUUCUAGGAGAGGGUGUCUUACUUGCAGAUUUAGCUCUUUACGAACUCUCCGUUGUCCUAUAUAACACAAUUAAAGACCCCGCACUCCAAAGCCAACUAUUAAAGCACAUAUCCCCAGCGACGCCAAAAGUAGCGCUGUUGCGAUGCCGUUUAGCAGCUGCGUUCUUUUUUGAAGAUAAAGCCUUCCUUGAUAAGCCAGCGGAGCUAGUAUUCGAUUUAAAGCGAAUGACGAUCCGGUUGCAGGACGACCGGUUCAAAAUACACCGUUCAACGCCCACAGGACAAGAACCGCUGGACUACUGGGAGCUUAGUGCUAUCACAUCCAUCCUAGAUGUUGCAAUUGGCUCCGGGACAGCCGAGAAGUCUUUUCCGAACAAAGAGAGCGAAGCCAAAUUCAAUCGAGAUGUGGACAAGCUAGCAGAGCAAAUUAAAGUCAUAUUCACGGCGAUCAAGGACACAGGAGCUUCACAUCUAAAACGGACGGAAUCAAAAGAGUAUCUGCAGGCCCUUCAUUAUCGUCUGAUAUAUGGCGUUCGAACAAAGCCACGUCCAAAGGUUUCUUGGUUUGUGCCCUCCAAGAGUGGAGGUGUGGCUGACGAGUCCUGGAGUGGAAUUAAGAAGAGUGGAAAUCUAAUGGACAGGUUUUUGUCCUGCGGGAAAGAUAACGAUUCCAAUGAUGGCGACCUCUCCGACCAGGCUACUGAUAUGCGACUAUGA